Molecule: messenger RNA, 2335 nt
Organism: Agrilus planipennis (emerald ash borer)
Lineage: Eukaryota; Metazoa; Arthropoda; Insecta; Coleoptera; Buprestidae
Product: DAZ-associated protein 2
Source: RefSeq, a predicted model, not a curated record
UAGUAUCUAUGACCUUACCGUUACACUAGUGUUACUAUAUUCACUUUAAUUUAAAAUAGAAUCUGAAGAAUUCACAAUUUGCAUCUUUGAGUCUGCAUCUGUUCGAUUUAUUCUGCCAGUUUUGCCUAAUACAGUUAUAAUUUUAAUUAUUACUGCGAUUUUUGCGAAUUGGCGAAUUAACUAUAAGUAAUUUAUUGUGGUGUAUGUUAGUGUUUUAAAAUGGCUGAUAAAAAAGCUGCAGGAGCAGUAUUACCUCCUACAGCAGUUGUCUCACUCUCCGGUGCACCAACUUCUGCUCCUCCGCAAGUUAACACACCUAGUAUGGCACCUACUCAUCAGCCUUAUGGAGUCCUGCCAGGCAUUUCAGCUGCGCCUCCGUAUAUGGUUCCCGGCCAGCAGUUGUAUGCACAAGGUCCUCCACCAACUUAUGAUCAAGCUCUUACUCAUCCAGCUAUUGUAGGGCAACCUGUUUACCAGCCAAGUGCCACCAUGUACGCCGCGGGGUACCCGACUUACUUGAGUUAUCCCACGUAUGCUCCUAUGCAAUACUAUCCUUCAAUAGGGGCGUAUUCGUAUCCUGUUCAGCAUGCGCAAUUGCGACCGACAAUCAUGAUUCCUAACGGUUACGACGCAGCAGCACGUUAUGAUGGCUUAGGUCAACCUGUGAUUCCUCCGGCCCCCCCAGGGGUGCCGCCAAAUGCUGCACAGUUGGCAGCUAUGGCAGGACAUCCAGUUGCCAUAGGUCAGAAGAAAGGUUCCUUUUUAACUGGCAGUUCCGAUGGGGGAUAUACUUUUUGGUAGGAAAUAAGAUAGCAGAAGUAGAAAUAAUAAAAUCAUUAGGGAAAUAUUUCCAUAUUUUUAAUCUUAAAACUACUCUGGUACAACAGUAAUUCGAUAUACAUCGCAGGCUUGUCAUGCAUUUGAAUAGAACACUUAACCCAAAAGUUCACAUAAAAAUCUAAUCUAAACCUUAAACGCGUUUGGACAGCGAAGGUGUCAUCCUCAGAAACCAAAUAAUCUAAAAUUUAAAAUUUAUUAUAUAAGUAGUUAAGAUUCAUCUGUAAUUCUUAUUGAAAAUUUGAAUGGAGACAUAAAUAGAAUAAAUAAAACAAAAAAAUUACACCUGGAUAAAAAAUCAAUAUCAUCAAUUGGUCACUAGUGAUUGUUUGAAUGAAAACAUGCAAAUUUGAAUAAUUAAACAAAGGUUCAUACCAAGGGCAAAGUUUAGGGGUGGUCACAAUUGUUACAACAGUAAUGAGUAACUUUCAGUACCAAACAGACAAAAACGAACUGCACAUUGCGUAUACUUCAUUAAAUCGCUUGAAAAUCCAUCGCCCUGAAUUUUGGUUGAGUUGUUUAGUACCCACAAAAACUAACUAAACUUCUCGGAUACGUGGUUUGAUUUAACUUUGCUGAUGUGUGGGAUCUAAUUUUAAUUCAGUAAUAAUCGAAGUUAGGGAUAGUACCGUUGUUUGAGUUAUUUUGUGUUUAUUUUUGUAUAUUGGGUGUCGAAAGGGGUUAAAUUUUCGAAACAUUCUUGUGUGGAAUUUUGGGUUUUAAUUCUUGGAUAUUUUUGAGUCUGUUCUAAAGGUCACAAAUUUACUUUACUUUUGAUAUGCUAAACAAAUAAAAAAUAUUUUAUUUUGUUUUUCAUACGGUAUUACGUGUUAUUUUACAUAUAACAUUAAUAUUUAUUAGUGCAAUAAAGACGUAUUUAUCGCAAGAAAGAAUUGUCUAAUUGUACAUGUUCUUUAUCUAAGAUUUUUUUAUUGUGAUAUUAUUUAUUUCAUUGACGAUUUCUUAUAUAUUUUUUUAUAAGAUUAGAAAACUAAAUAUUUCAAAUAAAAAGUGUUAUUAUCAUUUUUGCAUUUAUAUCUUUGUUGGAACGUUGUUUAAAAAGAUUUUUUAUUGGCACUAUAUAGUCGCAUUAAAAUUAAUUAUUUAAGAAAAUAAAAUACAAGAUAAAAUUUUGAUUUAAGAUAAGUAUUAUAAAUACCUAUCUUUAUUAUUGUCGUUAAAUACUUCAUUCUUUGUUUUAUUUACUUGCAAUAGAAAUUUUGCUCAACAUUGUCAUACAUUAAAUUGUUUCCAAAUUGUGAACAAAUAUAAAACACCAAGUUAUUGUUAUAUGUUCAUCAUAUAAAACGAUUUAUAAAUUGGUGUUGAUUUUUUGUUUGUAAUUUGGAGGUGGAAAAAGUAAAUACAACUUGUACCUUUAUAAAUCUACUACGUUAUUACUAAGAUUUAUUUUCUAUAUUUUAUGUCAUGCUGAUCGUCAUUAAUAAACAUCACAGUUACACAAUUAUUUUAUUUAAAUAGUUUGAUUCUAUAUCCC